This is a messenger RNA of Gadus morhua (Atlantic cod), 1718 nucleotides long. RefSeq names its product indoleamine 2,3-dioxygenase 1 (gene ido1). Gene Ontology annotation, biological process: 'de novo' NAD+ biosynthetic process from L-tryptophan. The transcript is spliced from 10 exons. Gene Ontology annotation, cellular component: cytoplasm. Lineage: Eukaryota; Metazoa; Chordata; Actinopteri; Gadiformes; Gadidae. Gene Ontology annotation, molecular function: indoleamine 2,3-dioxygenase activity; heme binding; L-tryptophan 2,3-dioxygenase activity. The record is from RefSeq and is a predicted model, not a curated record. Bases 69 to 1343 code for a protein of 424 amino acids.
UGUGCUCUGAGCUCCGAGACUGAGGACUUUCACAAUGUGGUGGUAACACUGUGAGCUGGAAAGGCGUCAUGGCGUCGUGUUCCACAGAACCCAAAGUGCCCUUCUCCCUGGAGCCCUACCACGUCUCCACCGAGCUGGGCUUUGUCCUCCCAGCACCACUGCAAGAGCUGCCAGGGUAUUACCGACCAUGGAUGGAAAUCGCCUUCCAAGUCUCAGAUCUGGUACAGUCCCACACGCUGCGUUCACGCAUUGACAAGAUGCCCCUGCUCAGCACUGAGUACCUGCAGAGCCACCGGGAGCUGCGCCUGGCUCACCUAGCGCUCAGUGCUAUGACCAUGGGCUACGUGUGGCAGGAGGGGGAGGAGGGCACCAUUCAGAAGCUGCCCCGGACCCUGGCUGUUCCUUUCUGGGAGGUGUCCCGGAGCCUGGGGCUGCCCCCCAUCCUCACCCACGCAGACGCCGUGCUGGCCAACUGGAGGAAGAAAGACUUGGAUGGACCGUUUCUCAUGGAAAACCUGGAGCUCCUGGUAAGCCUGCCCGGUGGAGACAGCGUCCGUGGCUUCUUCAUGGUCACUCUACUGGUGGAGCUGGCAGCAGUUCCAGCACUGAGGAGCAUUCCCGCCCUGGUGAACGGCGUGCGGCGGGGAGACGGCGAGGCGGUGGCGGACGCCCUGGAGGUCCUCCAGCAGUCCCUGCAGGAUAUGAGGGACACCCUCAAGCUGCUGCACGUGUACGUGGAGCCGUCCAUCUUCUAUGGCAUCAUGAGGAUUUAUCUCUCUGGGUGGAGGGACAACCCCUGCAUGCCGCGGGGCCUGGUGUACGAGGGCGUGGGGCCGGAGCCCGUGGAGCUCUCCGGGGGCAGUGCGGCUCAGAGCAGCCUGCUGCACUGCUUCGACCGGCUGCUGGGGGUGCAGCACGAGACAGACAGCGGACUCUUCCUGGCCCGUAUGAGGGACUACAUGCCCCCGGCCCACCGGCGUCUGAUCCAGGACCUCUCGGGGGAGCCCUCUCUGAGGGACUUCGUCCAGGGGGCCAGCCACGCCCGCCUGGGUCGCGCCUUUGAGCAGUGUUUGAGCCGGCUGGUGUCCCUGCGGAGCGACCACAUCAACGUGGUCGGCCGCUUCAUCAGUGUCCCCGCCGGACGGGCCCGCCGGCUCCGCUCCCAGGGCCGCACCCCGGGAGGGCCCCUGAGCCAGGCGCCCGUGGCCCUGGAGGAGAGGGGCACCGGGGGCUCGGGCAUCAUGACCUUCCUGAAGACGGUGAGGGACCGCACCAGAGACGCCAGACUGCUGGGGAGCAGCGAGGUGCCGGAGGAGCAGGGGGACGGCUGUGAUCUGGACUGAGUAUGAGGUCCUGCGGGUGCUGCAGGAGGCACUAGGGUCUGACUGCUGUCUGACUGCAGUCUGACUGCAGUUUGUUAGAAAGGCCAAAGCAUGCGUCUCUGUUAGUGAGAGCAACGUGCUGGGAUCUGUUAGGGUGAACUCUACCAGACCAUUUGGAUUUUAGCCGCGGGUAAUUAUUUAAUUCCUUUUAGUUUUGAUUUCAUUAAUAUGAUUAAUUUUUCCGGAAAGCUGUUGUUGUUGUUAUCAUCCAUCGUAUCAUAUCUUUCAUCUUCUGUUUUUGUUCAUUUGUGUAACAGUAUUAGUCCUUAAGUGACAGAUUUGUACGUCCCUAUUGUGAAUAUAAUGAAUGCAUUAAAGCUACACACAGAAGCAGAA